This is a messenger RNA of Ectocarpus siliculosus, 522 nucleotides long. The record is from the annotation of a GenBank genome assembly. Lineage: Eukaryota; Phaeophyceae; Ectocarpales; Ectocarpaceae.
AUGCUGCGGGCGCGUCACCAAAGGUCCUUGGGAAGGUCCACGGGCUGGCCUGUCAGGUUGCGGAAGCUCGAACGUUACAACAAGGCCAACAUCUUCAAUAAGAUCCCUCCCGAGCUAGAGCUACUAGAGGCGGGAAGGUCUAGGAUGAAUUUUGCCCGGGCGGCGAUGGCGGUUGUUGAGACUAACGAGGAAGGGUUGUUCCGCCACAUCAUUUCGUUCCUAUGAAAAGGGCACGGCCUCUGUAUUGAUAGUAUGCUAUCGCCUAGGAACAUGGAGGAGAGCACCUGGAAAAUUGUAAGGGAGACCAACGGCUAGAUAUCAAUAAGCGAGAGCUACCAGGCAUGUCCUUGCAAGAUCUGAGUAGAGCUACGGUAAGGUGAUCGCGAUGGCUGGACGAGUAUCUUCGGCGUUGCCUGUCUGACGCUUUCCAGUUUUCAGCUGUAAUCAUGCUAAGAACCAUUGAAUCAACACCGUCCAACCGCUCAGAUACACGGCGAAUACUUUAACAAUAUCCGCAGCGGU